This is a messenger RNA of Oryctolagus cuniculus (rabbit), 1848 nucleotides long. The record is from RefSeq and is a predicted model, not a curated record. Lineage: Eukaryota; Metazoa; Chordata; Mammalia; Lagomorpha; Leporidae.
GCCGCGGCCGCCCCGCGCCGGCGCUCUACGCCAAGCCUCUCGCCCGCCCCGCCCCGCGCCGGCGCCGCCUCUCGCUCCGCCUCCGGCCUCCUAGGCGAACUGCGGGCCUCGGCGCGGCGGACCCGCGGGUGCUGCCGGGGCUACGCGAUGGAGUCGAGGGGCGGCGGCGCGGAGGCCUCGGGCGGCCCGCGGGUGCUGGUGGUGGGCGGCGGCAUCGCGGGACUGGGCGCGGCGCAGCGGCUCUGCCGCCACCCCGCCUCUCCGCACCUGCGGGUCCUGGAGGCCACGGCCCGUGCCGGCGGCCGCAUCCGCUCCGAGCGCAGCUUCGGUGGCGUGGUGGAGGUGGGCGCGCACUGGAUCCAUGGCCCCUCCCAGGGCAACCCUGUGUUCCAGCUGGCGGCCAGGUACGGGCUCCUGGGGGAGAGGGAGCUGUCCGAGGAGAACCAGCUGCUGGAGACGGGCGGCCACGUGGGCCUGCCCUCCGUGUGCUACAGUAGCUCCGGGGCCUGCGUGAGCCUGCAGCUGGUGGCCGAGAUGGCCAGUCUGUUCUACGGCCUCAUAGACCAGACGCGAGAGUUCUUGCAUUCCACCAAGACCCCGGUGCCCAGCGUUGGGGACUUCCUCAAGCGGGAGAUCGGCCAGCUGGCAGCCGGCUGGACGGAGGACGAGGACACCAGGAAGCUGAAGCUGGCCAUCCUGAACACCUUCCUGAACGUGGAGUGCUGCGUGAGUGGCACCCACAGCAUGGACCUGGUGGCCCUCGCGCCCUUCGGGGAGUACACGGUGCUGCCGGGGCUGGACUGCACCUUUGCUGGGGGCUACCAGGGACUCACAGACCACUUAGUGGCCUCCUUGCCGAAGGACGUGAUGGUCUUUAACAAGCCCGUGAAGACGGUGCACUGGGCUGGAGCCUUCCAGGAGGCGGCAUCUCCCGGCGAGACCUUCCCGGUGUUGGUGGAAUGUGAGGAUGGAGACCGCUUGCCUGCCCAUCAUGUCAUCAUCACCGUGCCCCUAGGCUUCCUUAAGGAGCGUCUGGACACCUUCUUUGUGCCUCCGCUGCCUCCCGACAAGGCAGAAGCCGUCAAGAAGAUGGGCUUUGGGACCAACAAUAAAAUCUUCCUGGAGUUCGAGGAGCCCUUCUGGGAGCCGGCCUGCCAGCACAUCCAGCUGGUGUGGGAGGACAGCUCACCCCUGCAGGACGCCGCCCCCGUGCUGCCCGACACCUGGUACCGGAAGCUCAUCGGCUUUCUCGUGCUGCCACCCUGCGGGUCUGUCCAUGUGCUGUGCGGCUUCAUCGCUGGGCUGGAGUCCGAAUUCAUGGAGACGCUGUCGGAUGAAGAGGUGCUCACAUCUCUAACCCACGUGCUCCGGAAAGCCACAGCUGCAGGUCCUGUUUGCGGGGGAGGCCACGCACCGCACGUUCUACUCCACCACGCACGGAGCCCUGCUCUCCGGCUGGCGGGAGGCCGACCGCCUCGCUGGGCUGUGGGAGCCACAGGCGCCGCGGCCAUGGCCCAGGCUUUAGGCGGCUUCCCGGUCCGGGGAGUUACGGCCGCCGCCCCCUCCGUCCUCACUGGAGCCUACCGGGGCUGGCCUGAGCCGCGCGGCCCUGGCCCAGAAGCCAGGCCUGGCGGUGCCACCGCGCGCAUAAAGCUCCUGAAAUGUCCGUGUGUCCGGUGUGGUCUUUGCUCCCAGGCUCCCACGCUGCCCUGGCGCGGGGAGGGGGGUGUGGGGCGCCACCUGGGUCUCCCACGGGGGUGGCAGGUGCCCUCCAGGUGCGCAUCCUCGGGGACACGCGGCUUUGGGAUGCGGAAGCCCGUGGAUACGUCUUAACCCGAGUGCCUAACG